UUGAAAGGCCAGUAUUGAUUCCCAUUCCCUUUAAAUAUUUGAUUUUUGGCGUUUCUUUCACAUCAUUCCCUUGUCUUUCGAAAUAUUUCCUCGCUCUCUCUUUUAUCCUCACUUUCUCAGCCAUCAAAGACACCCUUUUCUUUUCUUAAGGUUGUAAAAGAUGGCAGAUGGUGAGGAUAUUCAGCCACUUGUUUGCGACAAUGGAACUGGAAUGGUGAAGGCCGGAUUUGCCGGUGACGAUGCUCCGAGAGCCGUGUUCCCUAGCAUUGUUGGCCGGCCUCGUCACACCGGUGUGAUGGUUGGUAUGGGCCAAAAAGAUGCAUAUGUUGGUGAUGAGGCUCAAUCUAAAAGAGGUAUUUUGACAUUGAAAUACCCAAUUGAGCACGGUAUUGUGAACAAUUGGGAUGAUAUGGAAAAGAUUUGGCAUCAUACAUUUUACAACGAGCUUCGUGUUGCCCCAGAAGAGCACCCGGUUUUACUUACCGAAGCUCCCCUUAACCCGAAAGCUAACCGUGAGAAGAUGACUCAAAUCAUGUUCGAGACCUUUAAUUCACCUGCUAUGUAUGUUGCCAUCCAGGCUGUGCUCUCUCUGUAUGCUAGUGGUCGUACAACCGGUAUUGUGUUGGAUUCGGGAGAUGGUGUUAGCCACACAGUCCCUAUUUACGAGGGUUAUGCCCUCCCGCAUGCUAUUCUUCGUCUCGAUUUGGCUGGUCGUGAUCUUACCGAUAACUUGAUGAAGAUUCUGACCGAACGUGGGUAUUCAUUCACCACCACAGCUGAGCGGGAAAUUGUAAGGGACGUGAAGGAAAAGCUGUCAUACAUUGCUCUCGACUACGAACAAGAGCUAGAGACCUCCAAAACAGACUCAUCGGUAGAGAAAACCUACGAAUUACCCGACGGUCAGAUUAUUACCAUCGGUGCUGAACGUUUUAGAUGCCCUGAAGUGCUUUUCCAACCAUCUUUGAUCGGUAUGGAAGCUGCAGGCAUUCAUGAGACAACAUACAACUCCAUAAUGAAGUGCGACGUGGAUAUUAGGAAAGACUUGUACGGUAACAUCGUCCUCAGUGGUGGUACAACCAUGUUUCCCGGUAUCUCCGAUAGGAUGACCAAGGAGAUCUCCUCAUUAGCACCCAGCAGCAUGAAGAUCAAGGUUGUUGCACCACCUGAGAGGAAGUACAGUGUCUGGAUCGGUGGCUCGAUCUUGGCUUCCCUAAGCACCUUCCAACAAAUGUGGAUUGCCAAGGCAGAGUACGACGAAUCCGGUCCGUCAAUCGUUCACCGCAAAUGUUUCUAAACAGUUCAAUGGGAGAAAAUAAUCAAAAAGAGAAAGCAAUGACUGCUAUUAGUGCAGCUCUGCUUUGUUCUACCGUUCUUAUUUCAUCUAUUUGUUUUGUCGUCUUGAACAUUGAGAGAAAGCGAGGGGUUUCAUUGUCUUCUAAUUCUUUUAUUUGUUAUAAAUGAAUUUGAUGUUCACAAGCA
Gossypium raimondii (Peruvian cotton) is the source of this 1479-nucleotide messenger RNA. Its product is annotated as actin. The coding region runs from base 161 to 1294 and encodes 377 amino acids. Lineage: Eukaryota; Viridiplantae; Streptophyta; Magnoliopsida; Malvales; Malvaceae. The record is from RefSeq and is a predicted model, not a curated record. Gene Ontology annotation, cellular component: cytoplasm. The transcript is spliced from 5 exons.